Acinonyx jubatus (cheetah) is the source of this 4358-nucleotide messenger RNA. It is a transcript of the gene MSANTD2, whose product is annotated as Myb/SANT DNA binding domain containing 2. The coding region runs from base 2686 to 3675 and encodes 329 amino acids. NCBI's taxonomy places the organism in Eukaryota, Metazoa, Chordata, Mammalia, Carnivora, Felidae. The record is from RefSeq and is a predicted model, not a curated record. The transcript has 4 exons.
UUGUUUGUUUGUUUGUUUGUUUGUUUUCCAAAUCCCCUUUGAAGAAAUACUUGUCUUGGGGCCUUGGCUCCUCAUUUGUUAAGUGAGGACUCUGUGAUUUCUGAGGUUCUUUUCCAUUCAAAACAUCCAUAAUAUUUUGGAAGUUUGGAACUUGGUUUGCUAUUAGAGCCUUGGGCAGCUCCACCCACCCCCUGUCAAUCAGUAGAUUAUAUAAAAGAGAUAUUUGGCAAGGAUAGUGUCAUAGACAGAUAGGCAUUAUAUCAGGUGCUGCAGGAAAGUCAAAUGAGUUAAGGACAAAGUUUGAGGGUCAUUCUCAGUAAUUAAGAAAUUGCUGACCAUGAUAUGAAUGGUUUCGGCAGAAUAAUAGAUCAGACUGAGUCCUAUUGGGUUAAAGAUUGAAUUAGUGUAGACAUUGCCUAUUCCUUUCAGACCCUUUGGUCUUUAGGCAGUAUUAAAAUGGGAAAAUGCAAAAGCUUAGCCAUCAUGACUACUAAGGAAAGUAGUCAAGACUUCCUUUCCUAUGCUUGUUCCAAGAUACGUGAAUUUCCUUUAGGUAAUUUAUGUAGCAUCUGUAUUGAUACGUGUAUCAGAUAAUGAAUGGUCAAGUAUUAUGUGAUUCAAUUGGGACAGAUAAUCAGCAUAGUUUAUGAAUCAUUUAAUAUUGCUUAGUUUCCACUUCAGAAAAAGAUUUCUUCCCUAGCAGGUGGAAAAAAAAAAAAACUCCUAUAUUUUUGUGAAGAGUAAAUUGAUAUCCCUGUGUGUUCUUACUGCUAGGAAUUGUGUCAAAAAGCAUGGGAAUUUGACUAAUUGGCCUCUUAAAGAAGAUAUUAAUGCUGCUUUAUCUAAAUGAGCAGAAUAUGGAGCAAACUGGAUAAAUUUUACUUAAACUGGUUGUCCCAAUCUUUAUAAUCUCUUGUCAAACCUAAUACACAAAUUAAGCCUACCUUAUUUUAGGGCUUCUGACUAAUACCUGUUAUAUUCUUUUAUGGAAGAAACAACCACAUGGUAUAGAGCAGUUUUUAACCCGAGGUUCUGGUAUGGGCUCUUCAGAGUCCGUGUUCUUGAAAUUGUAUGGAACAGUUUUGUAUGUGUGUUUUUUUCUGGGGAUGGAUCCAUGACCCAAAAAAGAAAAGAACUUCUAUUCUGGAGAGGAAAAGGAAAAGGAAUAUUUAAGAAUAAAAAGCUUUCUCACUUGCCAAACCUCCCCUGUAGCGCUAAGAACUGGGGGAGUGUGAUGCAAGGGCUAUAUUUUUGGUUUGAGUUUUGUUUUGUUAGGGUUUAGGGUUGGCUGGUUUUAAAGGAUUAAGUGAUUGGCAAAUCAGUUUGCCAGAUUUUGAUGUAUAGAAAACAGGUAGUAAAUAGGUAGUAAAACUUCUGCUGGCCCCAGAUAGAUUUUGCCUUACGUGACUUCCUAAUCAUUAGUUCUAGCUCGGUGUAAUUUACAUCUCUAUGUAGGAAUUUAUGCUGUAUUCAUAAUACCCCUCUUACUGUGUGCAGAAAUGUGUUUAUUUAUUUAUUCUCCUACUUGGAGUUUUAUUUUAUUUUAUUUUCUACCUUUUGUGCUCACAGUAAGAAACUAAAACUAAUUAAAGACAUAUUGAGUCUCUCCAAAAGAUAUUGAAAUAAAUUCAAUGGGUUUGUUGUUGUUGUUGUUGCCUCAUUAAGAGCAACUAGUUGUAACAGUUACAAUAAAGCGGUAACUUUAAAGGAAGAAGAUUAAUGUAUUUCACAAAGACUUUUGCUUUAAAAAUCCACAUCUGCUAAGGCUGAGGUAUUGUUUUUAAUUCUUUUAUAAACAGCUAGUCAUUGGAGAUUUGCCCCCAGUGUAAUUUCCUCUAUCUCUUGUGAAAUAUGAUAUGUGAUUCUUAAGACUCUGACUGCAAAUAAGUAUAUUCUUUAUGGAAUCAUUUGGGUUAAAAAAAAAAGCUAAAAUUUAUCAUAUUUAGUUUGCAGAGGUUUAAGAUCAUCUAUGUAAUCCAUUUCUAGUGUGGCCAGUUUGACAGCUACAUUUGAAAAUCUGUUUCACGGCUUGUUUUUUCUUAUAACAUUGUUUCCUGCUGUUAUAACUAAGCUAUCCUGCCCUGCGGUUUGACUUUUUCAUCUGACAUCUUAGGCUGAUCAUGCCAGUGUUUUCUGGACAACACAUUUAUGUAGCUAUUAUGCUACACAUUUCCAUUCCUCCUUAUUAUAGACCCUGUUCCACCUGUAGUCAGUUCUGUUAGAACAGUGGUUUUGUCACGGUGAUUAUGUUUCGAUUGGAUAAAAUGGGGCAAAUUUUGAGAAAACGAGCCAGUAGCAGAAUUGGUUGGCAUAUGCCCAUAUGAUUUAUUUAGUUGGCUUCCUGCUUUGCCAUACCAGGGAAAAAUUCAAUUCCUCCCACUUCCUGAAAGUCAAAGGAGGGAUUGAAGGACACUGAAGCGAAAGAAACCUUAUUUUUACCCCCAAAGUAGCUUAUAUAAUGUCAGGAAGGGCUUUGACGAAACCACUGGCCCUACUUAUAGAUCUUAUUUUCCAAGCCUUUCAUUAUUUUAUUUGCCCUUUUCUGAACUCUACAAUUUCCCUCUCUUGUAGCUGGUUCGAUGCCCAGAACUGAAUGCUGUGCUCCAGCUGUGGCCUCACCGGUGCUGAAUAGAGAGGAAGAGCCACCUUCAUAGCUUACAUGAGCUGGAGUCAGAUGGCAGCACUAUGGAGGAGUAUUCACAGGAGGACUGGGGAAACCACAGUCAGGAUCUCCAUGGCUAUCCAACAGAUCAGGAAUUGGAUGAAAUACCUGUCACAAAGAGAACAUUAAAAAUAAAACAAGAGUCUUCUGAAGAAGCACAGAAGAGAGACAUCAUGCAAAAUAUUGUACAGAUUUUGGAAUCAGUACAAUUGAAAUGGGAACUGUUUCAGAGCUGGACAGACUUUUCAAGGCUUCAUCUUUCUAAUAAACUGGCCAUUUUUGGAAUUGGUUAUAACACCCGUUGGAAAGAGGAUAUCCGUUACCAUUAUGCUGAGAUCAGCUCCCAGGUGCCCCUGGGCAAGCGACUCCGGGAGUACUUCAACUCCGAGAAGCCCGAGGGACGGAUCAUUAUGACCCGCGUGCAGAAAAUGAACUGGAAAAAUGUUUACUACAAAUUUUUAGAGAUCACCAUUAGUGAAGCUCGGUGCCUGGAGCUGCACAUGGAAAUUGACUGGAUACCCAUCGCCCAUUCCAAACCAACUGGUGGGAACGUUGUUCAAUAUUUAUUACCAGGAGGCAUUCCCAAAAGUCCAGGCCUUUAUGCCAUUGGUUAUGAAGAAUGUAUUGAGAGGCCCCCCUCACCCCACAUGGAGCGACGUUCCCUAGACCCAGGAAAGGAGGGCCGGGUUGACUUGGAGACCCUGUCAGCACAAGCCUCAUUACAGGUGGAAAUCGAACCCACCCGAAUAAUCUAUUGCUACCUCGGGAUUGCUGAGGUCAGGACUCUCCAGCAAUGCUUAUUUUUACAUUUCCAAGCAAAUACCAAAACCUUCAGCAAAGAUUGGGUUGGUAUUAAUGGGUUUUUGUCUCAGAACUGUAUUGUGGAUCCUGGAGUUUCCCCCAAAUCCAUCUAUAUCAAAUUUGUCGAAGUAGAGAGGGAUUUUCUUUCCGCUGGCUCUUUAGUUGAGUGCCUGGAAAAAGCCAUUGGAUACCCCUUAAAAUUUAACAACUGAAUGUCAUCCUUCAUAAGGAUUUGGGCUCUUACCUCCCUCUUCUCUACUCACUUUCCAUUACUCAGACUGCCCCUCAUCCAGAUGCUGCCAUUAGACUCUUCAUGGGAAUUCUUUCCACAAUUGGGCCAGUACAACUUCUAUGGAAUCAUACUAGACUUGGGGCAGAAAAAAACAGACCUCACCUGAAAAUGCUCAUUUUGAGCAAACAAGAUAUACAGCGAACUUGCAUGGUGGGUCAACUGUUUCUUUUUUAAAAACAAAAAACAAUUUUUAAAUGGAUUUUAGAGCCCUAAUAUAAACAAAUGUAGGUACAUUCCAUAUUGGACAAACUUAUACUUUGAGUUUCAUAUGAAAUUGAAAAAUUGUAUUUUUUUCACAAUGUUUCAUUUUUACACAUCUCUAUGUCUCUAUAUAAGUGUUAUUUACGACCCUGAAUAAAUAAGCAAUAGAUAAUGGCAAGUUAAAUCUUGAGUCACCGUAAAUAAGACUGUUUUUCAAUAUCACCCUUAGCUAUAUUGUAUAUAAUUUAGAGUUUCAUUUUUUUCACCAACCAAGUGUUUUGCUAUUCCCGAUCAGUGUUGCCUGCAAAGACCUUUGUUUCUGUGAUGUACCAACUUUAUGGUUGUGUUACCAUUUAAACUUUUUAACAAAGAAAUUAUUAAAGUAAUUCUUGACCUCUUGGA